GACACGAACAGACGUCAAACCGAUUUCAACGCUUUCAACACUUUUCCAGGUCAGCACGCAGCACUCACGGACUUAGUGCACAUUUGCCUUUAAUUAAAAUUAAACACAUAAAUUAAAAUGCCUGCUCCUGCAAGUUCGACGUCCGUUGGCAGCGGUUCACGCUCUCCCAGCAAAUUGUCGGCGCCACGUAGCGCUGGCGCUGGUGGUGGUAGCACUUUAAAGCAGCGAAAGACAACAACAACAACAGCGGCCAGGAGUCGUGCUCCAGGCGGAGCAGGAACUGGUGGAAUGUGGCGUUUCUACACAGACGAUUCACCCGGCAUUAAAGUUGGUCCAGUUCCAGUUUUGGUUAUGUCGUUGCUGUUCAUCGCCUCCGUCUUCAUGCUGCACAUUUGGGGAAAAUACAACCGUUCUUAGACAGUUCAUUUUAGCACAUAAAUACUUUCACCUCAACGUACGCGCAGCGACCCAAUUGUCGACGUCAUCAGAUUUCAAACAAACAAUUGCCAGAACAACAUCAACAACAAACAAACAGUCGCAUUCCGUGGGUUGAGGCAUUAGUGUUUUCCACUUGAAAUUAAUUAUUGUCUAAGCUUAAGUUACCCGUCGUUAAUUGAUGAACUAAAUUGUAAACAUAAUUUGUCAAAAUUUUCUAUUUACUUUGCUGCAAAUUUCGUUUAAUUGAAGUUUGUGGCAGAUUAUCCAUUCCACAAUUUAUGGUGGUCAUGUUCAUGUGCAUUACUUUCGCGCUUCUGUCGUUGGCGCAGUUCAAUAGAUUAAAAACAAAAAGUGUUAAGAUCAAAUGAAUUUGGUAUUAAACGAGAAAAAAUAACAA
This is a messenger RNA of Drosophila hydei, 835 nucleotides long. It is a transcript of the gene Sec61beta, whose product is annotated as protein transport protein Sec61 subunit beta. The coding region runs from base 118 to 417 and encodes 99 amino acids. Gene Ontology annotation, cellular component: Sec61 translocon complex. Lineage: Eukaryota; Metazoa; Arthropoda; Insecta; Diptera; Drosophilidae. The transcript is spliced from 3 exons. Gene Ontology annotation, biological process: intracellular protein transport. The record is from RefSeq and is a predicted model, not a curated record.